GUCAGAGUCUCAGGGGAAAAAGUUCACAUACUGAAGAAGAUGCAGAUACACUGAAGACUUCAUAAAAGUGAGCCAUGCGUCCUUCUGAAAGCUGAGAAGUAGCCCUCUGAUAGGGUCAUGAACCUAAGGCAAGUCUUUGUGUCGCUACUGAUGUUUGGAGUAGCUGGUCUACUCCUUUUCAUGUAUCUGCAAGCCUGGAUUGAAGAACAGCAUACAGCAUCUGAAGAAAAAUUGCAACAACAGAUAACUAAUCAGGAUUUCACGCUCCCACCUCCAGGGACGCAGAGGAAAGUGGUGCAAAACGGGCACGUUCCUCCUGGCCGCAGUAAGCAGGAGAUGGCCAUCUUGGGCAGCAGGCACUGGCGGGGGAAGGCCGACCCUUUUGGUGCAGUAGCUGUCUCCUUGGUGAGCAGACUGUCCGACCAGCAGAAGAUCAGCGAGCCACCUCUCAGCCAGUUCAGAGAAGUGUAUUUACCACCUGCACUACGCCCUCUGAACAAGACUUUGGUCAAGGGCGAUGAGUGGAAGGAUGUGGGUAGCACCCAGGAAAAGCGCAGGUCCUUCCUGUAUGAAUUCUGCAAGAAAUACAACAGCAGGAAGAAGCUGCGGACGCACCUGGUGCACAUGGUGUCACGAAUUUACGUGGAGGACAGGCACAAGGUCCUGUACUGCGAAGUGCCGAAAGCGGGCUGCUCCAAUUGGAAAAGGGUCCUCAUGGUGCUCAACGGACUCGCCACUUCCGCGCACAACAUUUCCCAUGACGACGUGCACUAUGGAAAGCAUUUAAGGAAACUGGACAGUUAUGACCUAAAAGGGAUAUACACACGUUUGAACACGUACACCAAGACUAUAUUUGUACGUGAUCCUUUGGAAAGACUCGUAUCUGCCUUCAGGGAUAAGUUUGAACAUCCAAACAGCUAUUACCAUCCGGUAUUCGGGAAGGCAAUAAUUAAGAAGUAUAGACAUAACGCAGAUGAAGAGGCAUUGAAAACAGGGUCAGGAGUUAAGUUCAAGGAGUUUAUCCAGUAUCUGUUAGAUUCCCAUCGUCCAGUAGGAAUGGACAUUCACUGGGAGCAGGUCAGUAAACUCUGCUAUCCCUGCCUCGUCAACUAUGAUUUCAUAGGAAAGUUUGAAACCCUGGAAGAAGACGCCAAUUACUUUUUGCAGCUGGUAGGUGCUCCAGCUGAGCUAAAAUUUCCGAAAUUCAAAGAUAGACAUUCCUCUGAUGAGAGAACAAGUGCAGAGGUAGUGAGGCAAUACUUAAAAGAAUUGUCUAAGGAGGAGAGACAGCUGACCUACGACUUCUAUUACUUGGAUUACUUAAUGUUCAAUUAUACAUCACCGAUUGUAUAGCACCAGAAUAGCUUCAGGCUUCUAUUAGAUAUUUAUCAUUUUGGGAUUCAGAACAACUACGUUGAUAUUACCUCUGAAAGGAAACAAAGUAACUGCUAAGUGGAGUUGUCUUGACUUACUGGAGGUUUUAUAAACUGCAGUGAUAUCAAUUGACAUAAAGUUAUAGGAAAAUGCACAAAAAAGACCUGUAAACAGCAUAAAUUGCACUAAAAUGCCUGCAAAAGCUGCUUUUACCAUUACAGAUUAUAUUGUGGAAGUGGUAAUGCAGCCAGCUGUUGCAUUAGCCUACCUAAUGCUCUUUUAAUGGUUUAAGAAAAAAGCAUUCAGAAUAGCAUGAUUUUUUUUUUUGGUGUGUCUGCUUUAGAAAUUGUUUUUGAAACUAUUUUUGAAUGUAUUUUUUACUUUCUGUUGCUUAUUAAUAAAGAAUCAUUGGCUAAUUUUC
Molecule: messenger RNA, 1795 nt
Organism: Cygnus atratus (black swan)
Lineage: Eukaryota; Metazoa; Chordata; Aves; Anseriformes; Anatidae
Gene: CHST9
Product: carbohydrate sulfotransferase 9
Exons: 3
Coding region: 118-1353 (411 amino acids)
Biological process (GO): carbohydrate biosynthetic process; proteoglycan biosynthetic process
Cellular component (GO): membrane
Molecular function (GO): sulfotransferase activity
Source: RefSeq, a predicted model, not a curated record